Molecule: messenger RNA, 2120 nt
Organism: Diabrotica virgifera virgifera (western corn rootworm)
Lineage: Eukaryota; Metazoa; Arthropoda; Insecta; Coleoptera; Chrysomelidae
Product: kelch-like protein 10
Exons: 9
Coding region: 107-2008 (633 amino acids)
Molecular function (GO): protein binding
Source: RefSeq, a predicted model, not a curated record
ACGACUGAAAAAAAUCAACACAAAUGCCAUCACGAAAAGUGACAUGAUAUAGGCGUAAACCACAAGUAGAGGCAAAAAAUUUAACAAAAAGAAUAAAAAGUAACGAAUGGAACGAACGCAUCGAAAAAAAUUAAUGGCAAGAUUUUCCAAUCCUAAAUUACUAGCGAAAAUUAGUGCACCUGGAACGACCAAAAAACGGAAGAUAACUCCUAGUUUUCUAAGCCAUUUUCGAGUACGUAAUUCAUUUCAGGCUAGUAUAUUCGAUUUUCCACCCGUUUGGACGGAGCUGAGAAGAAACGCUCAAUUAUGCGAUGGCAUUGUUACAUGUGGAGACGGCCGAGAGUUCAAAAUUCAUCGCGCCAUUCUGGCAGCCGUCAGCCCUUAUUUCAAGGCUCUCUUCACCAAUUCUAUCAACAAGGACCACAAUGAAGUUACGGAAGCAAAAAUUAUGAUACCCAGUAGCAUGUUCGAAAUUAUUUUAGAUUAUGCAUAUACAGGAAGUUGUACUAUAAAUAAAAGCAACGUGAAAGAACUUUUGAAAUUCGCAGACCAAUAUCAAUUGUUAGAUGUCCUACAAAUGUGCUGCAACUACCUAAUUGAUGAAAUAUGUCCUGCCAAUUGUUUGGAAACAAUGAAAUUUGCCAGCCGUUACUUUUGCAAAGAGUUGAUGAAAGUAGGAAAGCUUUACAUAACACGUAACUUUCCAAUUUUGCUCACAGAGAGUCAAGAAUUUUACAAUAUUUCUGUAGACUAUUUAAAAGAAAUUCUUAAAGAUGAUGAACUUAACGUCAGAUCAGAAGAAAUCGUCUUUGACGCUGUCAAAUUAUGGAUCGAAUAUUUACCUGAAGCGAGAAAAGAAAAUCUCUUCGAACUUUUGAAAUGUAUCAGGGUUGGAACCCUGCCUUUUGAAAGUAUAAAAUGUAUAUCAAACUGGAGUUUGAUUCAAGAGAAUCCCCAGUGUCAGGAGUAUCUACAAGAUGUCCUAGCAGUGUUAAAUGGUCUCAAUCAAGAUGACCACAUAGAUUAUAUUAACAAUUAUCUUUUCAGGCCUAGAGUUCCACACGAGGUGAUAUUUGCAAUAGGUGGAUGGUGUGAAGGUAGUCCUACAAAUUUUGUAGAAACUUAUGACUGUAAGGCAGACAAAUGGCUUUUCUGUUGCGAUACUGAUACCUCACCAAGGGCUUACCACGGACUUUGCACGCUGAAUGGUCUUAUUUAUAUGAUUGGUGGUUUUGAUGGAACGGAAUAUUUCAACUCUGUCAAAUGCUUCGAUCCAGUCCAUCACGAAUGGAGCCAACGUUCCUGCAUGUACUUCCCCCGAUGUUACGUCAGCGUUGUCGUCCAUCGCGGAUUAAUUUACGCGAUGGGCGGAUUUAAUGGCAGACUGAGAAUGAACUCGGCUGAAAGAUACGAUCCCGAAAAAAAUCAAUGGGAACUAAUUCCUCCCAUGCAGAAAGCACGGUCGGAUGCUGGCGCUGCAGCGGUGAGGGAUAAGAUCUAUAUCGUUGGAGGAUUCAAUGGAUCAGACGUCAUGAGUUCCGUCGAAGUAUACGACACACUAACUCGACAAUGGAGCUUCAUCCAAAAAAUGAGCUCUCCUCGUUCCGGAGUAACCUUAAUAACUUUGCGCAACGUCAUGUACGCCAUUGGUGGUUUUAAUGGUUCGACCAGAUUGUCCAGUUGUGAAAAAUUCGACCCAGAUAUAUUGAGGGGUUGGACUUCUAUCGCCCAUAUGAGAACUCCCAGAAGUAACUUCGCUUGUGUGAUUUUGGAUGGUUUUAUAGUCGUCAUUGGUGGAUUUAAUGAUACAGGUAACACAGGAUCAACAACAGUCGAUCUCGUGGAAUAUUUAGAUGCAGAUGCGAACGAAUGGUACGACGCCGCUAGCAUGAGUGUAAGUAGAUCAGCACUCAGCGCCUGCGUAGUUAAAGGUCUACCAAAUACCAUAGACUAUACAUUCUUGAGGACAGAGAUGUUUAUGCCGGAAAUUUUUUGUAAUAAGGAAUGAUGCAUAAAGGAGAUAUUAGUUUUGUGGUCUGCGCCUUUUUAUUUAUACAGGUGUUUUACUCGUUUAUUUUUUGUGAACCAUUCCAAUAAAGAGAUUGAAAUUUUCACGUAAA